CUUAGAGUUAGAGAGAAACGGGAGGCAAUCACUCACUGGACCGAUUGGUUAAAAAGAUCAAAACAAAACUGAAAGAGUUUAUUAUCCUCAUUUAACUACUCCAAAAAGGAAAGACUUCUCCUUUUUCAAGUUAUUAAAUUUGAACGGGAUCGAUUAGAUUCUUCUUUUCUUAGUUUCUGGGUUUUGUCUGAAAUCAGAUGAUGAUGGAUGUUGAUAAACGUCCCCAAGAUAUUUCUCCAGCUAUAAUGGAUGGUGAGAUCACAGGAGAGGAGAUAUCACCCAGCCAACACGAAAGAUGGAGAUGCCUUGUGUUAGAUAUAGAGCUGAGAGCACAAGAAGACUCUCAUGGCUCAAAAAGGUUCAACUUCUCUCCCAUGGCAAGUCCUAGAAUCGGUCCUUCCUCUUCUUCAAGAAGAAGAACCAAUCUCAAGAACGUCUUUACCUUCAGAAAGAACAACAAUGCAGAUAUUGAGGAAGGUUCAGCUCUGGUCUCCAACAUCCCAAGAACAUGGUCUCUCACUAACCUCUUAACCCUUAAAAAAUCCAACAAGACAGAGUCUUUACCAGUAACCCCGUUGGUUCACUCCAAUCCUGAGUCAAUGCACGGAAGCUACACCGUCGAUGAUGAUCAAGUCAGAGAGCAUACACUGCCUAUUCGCCGUUCACGUUCUGUCCCUACACUCAUUGAUAAAGAUGGAAAUGCGAAGCCCUUAGGGCUUCUCCGUGUGAUUCCUACUCCAUCUCGGCUAGAUACUAAGACAAGUAAUGAUCAUGAUGGGGGAGAAGAUGUUCCGGAAGAGGAAGCUGUGUGCAGGAUCUGUAUGGUUGAGCUGGGAGAAGACUCAGAAGCUUUCAAGAUGGAGUGCAUGUGCAAAGGGGAGCUAGCUCUUGCCCACAAAGCAUGCACCAUCAAAUGGUUCACUAUCAAAGGGAACAUAACGUGUGACGUGUGCAAACAAGUGGUGAAGAAUCUCCCCGUGACGCUUCUCCGUGUGGAGGAUUCUUCUUCUCAGGACCGGUCUAGGCGUACGUUAAACGAAUGGCAUGAUGUGCCGGUUCUCGUCAUUGUGAGCAUGCUUGCUUACUUCUGUUUCCUCGAGCAGCUUUUGGUGAUGGAGAUGAAGUCUAGUGCCGUUGCAGUAGCUUUGCCAUUCUCUUGCAUUAUUGGUCUUCUUGCAUCGGUUAUAUCAACAACAAUGGUGAAAAGGAGCUAUGUGUGGAUCUUUGCAACCGUUCAGUUUGGUUUAGUUGUCCUGUUCGGACAUGUUUUCUACUCAGUUCUUAAGCAGCCGGUUGUGUGCAUUGUCUUAGCCACUAUGAUCGGAUUUGGACUCACCAUGUCCGGCACAACGGCUAUUAACGAGCUUUUUAAAUGGAGGAGAAGCCAUAGUCAUCACCAGGAACCAGCAAGCACUCAGGUGGCUCCACCACAGUCUCAGACAGCAGAGUAGCUGUUUGCUGAAAGCUAGUGAUGUCUUGUUGUUUUGGUUAGUAGAAUUAGUUUUAGUUUUAGCUGAAUCCAUUUGUCAAUGUUGUUGUGAUGUAAGAGCAGUUUGAUGCUAUUUUGUGACAUCAUUUGUAGAAUAUUUUAAUUUUAAAUAUGUUUAAUUA
Molecule: messenger RNA, 1611 nt
Organism: Brassica oleracea var. oleracea
Lineage: Eukaryota; Viridiplantae; Streptophyta; Magnoliopsida; Brassicales; Brassicaceae
Exons: 4
Coding region: 198-1451 (417 amino acids)
Molecular function (GO): zinc ion binding
Source: RefSeq, a predicted model, not a curated record